Messenger RNA from Formica exsecta, 5556 nucleotides. Its product is annotated as histone-lysine N-methyltransferase 2D-like. The coding region runs from base 668 to 2095 and encodes 475 amino acids. The transcript is spliced from 2 exons. Gene Ontology annotation, molecular function: DNA-binding transcription factor activity; DNA binding. Lineage: Eukaryota; Metazoa; Arthropoda; Insecta; Hymenoptera; Formicidae. The record is from RefSeq and is a predicted model, not a curated record. Gene Ontology annotation, cellular component: nucleus. Gene Ontology annotation, biological process: regulation of DNA-templated transcription; circadian rhythm.
ACGACAUUGGGGCCGAGACGGCGGCACGGCAGUCGCCGUCAGAGUUUCGCGCGGUGCGCGCAGUUGGCAGUCCGACUUGGUAGCGAGCGGACGUGUACACGUCGUCUAUCGCCUUCUCGCACUUGCGUUCAAGAGAGAGCUCAUACGUUACGCAUAUGUAUAUAUAUAUAUGUGCUGUAUAUACGCGACGCGCGCCGACACCUGCAGCGAGAUAAGAAGCGCGAACGGAGGAGAGAGAGUUCAAGUUCAUCUCUCCGUUCAGGUUUACUUUUUUUUUUGGAGAAGAGGAAGGGUAGCCACUGGUUUCCACUUGGAGAUUUAUUAUCCGUUCGGAGUGUAAUUACUGUAAUUUCGUCGAGUGUCGGUGAUACGUAACGUCUCGCCGAGUAAAGUUGUUGAGAUUCGUGUUAGGAGGACGUGACUGUUGUGUGACAGUCGACGUGGGACGUUGGACGAGAACGGGGGUAUAACCGCGUGCCGUUCCCGUUUUCAUUUCGUUCACGUUAACGCGUGUGUGGAGUCACGGAAAACUGUACAUGUAUAAUAUUUGACUGAUCGUGCGAAAGUCGAAGAUAUCAAUAGAAUCGACGACAAAGUGGAUCGCUGUUCCAUCGUGAACUCAAAAUCGACAGAACCUUUCAAAAUUGAUGUACUAAGAAGACAAAUUAUGGUGGCAGAAUUUGUCGCCCGCCAGAGUGGAUCGCCCAUUAAUGGUGAGACCGCGUGCCUGAACAGCAACAUACCGGCUACGCACACAAUGGCACACGGCGGCGGUCAUGGCGCGCCCCAUAGCGGGCCCCACGACGCCCACGGGCCCCUCACGGUGCCCCUGACGCAUCCCGGUCUUCAUGGCGGACCGCCGGUCGCGAUCCAGCAACAUCAACAUCAACCGCAGCAGCAACCGCCACUGCAGCAGCAGCAGCAGCAACCGCCACAUCACCAUCAUCACCAUCAGGCCCAACAGUCGCCGCAGCAGCAGCAGCAGCAGCAGCAGCAGCAGCAGCAACAGCAUCUUCAUCACGACCAGCAGGUAACGACGCAUCACGACAAUUACUCGUCCAAUUUUGACAUCCGCAAGGAGCUGUUCUCACAGCGUAAGCAGCGUGAAUUCAUUCCCGACAACAAGAAGGAUGACAGCUACUGGGACCGUCGCAGACGCAACAACGAGGCGGCCAAGCGGUCGCGUGAGAAGCGUCGCUUCAACGACAUGGUGCUGGAGCAGCGGGUGAUGGAGCUGAGCAAGGAGAACCAUAUUCUCAAGGCGCAACUCGAGGCGAUACGCGACAAGUUUGGCAUCUGCGGCGAGUCUGUCAUCAGUACCGAGCACGUGUUGGCCGCGCUGCCAACGGAACCACCGAUCAGCGUGAAGCGGGCGAAACUUCCGGCGUCAGCUGCGCUCCUGUACGCUCGCACGCCAAGCCCGGUGCAUACAUCGGUGAUCCAUCAGCCGGUGAGUGGCGCCCGAUCACCCAGAUCGCCCGGCUCGCAGCUUUACGUGCCCGAGACGACGGCAUAUCCUGAGACCGAGAGCUUUCAAUACCCGUACUCGCAUCCGGCGAUGCACCAUUUGGAUACCUCCCCGAGCAGCGCGCUCAACCUAUCGUCGCGCGGUCGUCGGGCACAAUCGCCGUACGAGCUCUCGUCGGGUAGCGGUGAUGAGGCCGGCGGUCCUCAGAUAGUCUCCCAGAACAAUCCGGCCGCCAACAACAGUCUGCCGCACAAGCUCAGGCACAAGUCGCGCAUCGGCGACAAGGACGCCGCGAGCGCGCUUUUGGCGCUUCAAGGUAUCAAGCAGGAACCUGGACCGCGAGCAUCACCGCCCUGGGAUAACGAAGGUUCGAGUGACGAGCGCGACUCUGGCAUUUCAUUGGGCGCCGAAUGGACUGGCCCGACCGUCACCGCUGUCUCGGAGAGCGACCGGGAGGUAAAGAUGAAGUUGGACCGUUUGGCGUCCGAGGUCGCAUCCCUACAGUCGAUAUUCCGCCUUGGAAAACCGGUCUCGGCAGCAGCAGCAGCGGCGGCAGCGGCGGCGGCGGCAGCCGCGGCGGACGGCUUGGUGACCGGACACUCUGCCGCCGCGGUCAGCGGGCCGUGAAGGACACACGACCCGCCCUUCUUUCGCGCAGGGAUCGCGCGAGAAUCCUCCUCUUCCCCAUGGCCGGGAUUCUUCAAAAUUGAACGUAAAGGAAACGACGUCGAAAUGUCGUCGUGACGACGCAUAGGAAAGGACGGAUCGUCGCGGAGUCUGAUGUCAUGCCGAGCUGGGAGAAUCGUCGAUUGAUUGGAAAGAGACUUUUUAAACGUUUAUUUAAACACGAUUGUAAAGAAUUCUCGCGUUUGUGGAUGCAACGAAAGCAGAUGGAUAGAAAUCGCGAUUAAUCUUCGAACGAUCGAUGACAAUAUUCACGAGACAAAAUUCGUCUUCUAAAACUCAAUUCUUAUACCGUGAUCACUCUCAUCUCUAUUUUGAUAUGUAUUAUAUAAUCUCAUGCAGUGCGUAUUAAUAAAAUAUUGAUAGAACUAAUCGAUGAUUCUCUAAUCAUAUAUAAUCAGCAAAUAUGCCGAUAUCACAAGAUGAAAAGAAAUUUCGCCGAGUUUUAUCGAGAUAAAACAUUUAUAUAAAUCGUAGUAAUUUGCAAUUUCCGAUUACUAUCAAUCUGCUUGAGACACCCCGAACUGAUAAUCAGAAGUCUCGCCUGCGAAAUUUUAAUCCCUCAACCCGUAGAUCGUAUUUUCCUCUUCGAUGAAAAAAAAAUGUAAGUUAUUACGAUACACGAAAGACAUUAAUCGUGCUCGUUUAGAAUUUCCGAUCGAUCUACCGGUCGAAGGACUUACAGGCAUUCUUCCCUCUUGAUCCUGAAACGAAGCGGAGUUAGGAAUUAAGAGUUGAUGCGAUACCUAUAGUGUUGUAAGGUUGUUACGUUAUAAAACUCCCGUAGGUAGGCUAAUAUCGUUCUUAUAUAUUAUCAUUAACUAGACUUUUGUCGAUUCGAGCAGUCAGUUGUAUCGAACUAAGUAUAAUCGGUGAAUUCUGGUGGAUACACCACCGCCAUCCAAACGAAGCACUAUAUUACAUGUGAGUUACUCACCGAUUCGCGCAACCGGCUAUCUCACUACCAUCGGAUAUUCAUAGUACGAUUUAUUCCAGCGUAUGAAAUGGGAUUAUUUCUUCCUCUUCUUUUUCGUUAGACAUUCGCAUCGUCAUAUUGUCAUCACCAUUUUAUUCACAUGUCAAGCGACGAGCGACAAUGACUUUGCAUAGUGGAGCUUUAAGUAGCUAGAUUUUUCAAUAUAUUGGAAUCAUUUAUUUAUCGCCAAUCAAAUUUUGUUCUCUGUUAAUCUCGAAAAUGUUUGAAAGUUUUAUAAGCAAUAUUUAUGUUUAUUUAGGACAUUUAGAGAUUUAAAAUAUUUAUUUUAAUUUCGCUUCCUAUUUAUUGUUUCUUUUCGCGUCUCGAAAAUCGCACCAAAAUUUCAACAAAGCUCCACUAAUCUUGGAACUUGUCUCUUUUGAUUUUUCGAAUCAUGUAAAUAUAAACUUGAUGCGAAGGAAGAAGAAUGACGAGAUUGCGUUUCUUUGACAAUCGCGCCGAAUUUUCGACGACGUUUUCUCGCGACUAUAUAUGUUGCCUCUUAUUUUUUUAUACUUUUGUUAUCGAAUCACUACGGUAUCAACAUAGUAGCGUGUCUGUAUAUAUGUAUAUGUAAAGAAAACGAAAAAUGCAUCUAUGUUACAAACGCCGGACGAGAAACGCCAAUAUUGAUGUAUGUAUAAUAGGAUGCGGAAAAUUCUCUCGAAAGAUGAAAUUUUACGCAUAUUGAAGUAUUAAGCGAGCCUAUAAGUGUAUGUAACAUAGGAUAUAUUUGCAAGAGUGCGUGCGUGCGUGUGCAUGUGGUUACACGCACGAAUAUAUACAUAUAUAUAUUUUUUUUUCAGAUUGAUGUAUUUUUCGAUAUCGUCAUUGAAACUAGUUAUAACGCGUGUACAGUGCUUAAUUGUGUCGUCGUCGAUUCGGAGAGGUACUCGAUAUAACAGUAAGAUUUGUCAAUCGAAUAGCGGGAAUCGUCGAAAUCACAACUAGAACCAAAGUGUGAUUUUUUUCCAAAAGCGACGAAGUGACAAAUGAAAGGAUAUCUGUUGUCUCGACGACGAUAAAGCGAGUAAUCGGCAGACAAGUCGACGACGCGAUCGUGGAGAAGGAAUUGGCGAACUAAUAUCCCGCUCGAUCAACAGUUUAUUUUUACCACAUGUGAUAAAGUACGUGUAAAGCGAUAAAGGCGCGAAUCGACGUUAAUUCGGGAAUAACCGUAAUACAUAUAUACAUACAUACAUUUUAUAUAUAUAUUGAGAAGAGGCAUCUCUAUUUAUUGUAUAUUAAUCAUCUAUGUUACGGCGGAGCGAACGACGACGAGGAAAUUGGACGAGCGAUUAUUAAGAGCCACACAAAGGUAGAAACGUCUCACUACGCCGUGACACUGUUUAUUGUACUGCGAUAUCGCUCGCGAAUAGGUUCUCGUUUAUAUUCCUCUCACUCCCCGUAUCUUUUACAUUACUCUCUUUAGCGUAAACGUUUUAUAUUUUAUACGGUAUGUUUGUGCGUAAAAUUCCGCAAUCGGUGUCGAGAAUAUGACGGUUCCCGUGAAAAAUCUAAUUGUCUAAUUGUCAACUUUCAAUUUUUUGGCUUAAAAGUGUACACACAAAAAUGCAUCGAUAAUGUUAAAUAUUAAAUAGCCAAUAUAAAAAAUGUUCCGAAUCAUCGUCGCCGAGCUCCAAUGUUGGAAGAAAAAAAAAAAAAGGGACAAAAUUUGUCAACAACAUAUUGUAUCUCACAGUCGCGUCACUCGCUAAAAUACCGAGAGUGCCUGUAAUAACCGAAUCAUGUGCAUUUUUUGCCGUGACUCUACUACUGAUUGCUAAUUUGUUGGGAUUAAAAGUUUUGACAGCAAGAAAAGAACGAAAGUAUUGUAAACGUGUUGUCUUCUAUCGUUAAUUAACGAGCGUCCACAAUUUUCCGCAAUCAGGAUGAAAUCUCGACAUGAUUUCAGAUUUAAUUCUUCAUGCACAUAAGCACGCGCGCACACAUACACACACCGAUUAUUCGCGCACUUUUGCCUCGCUCGCGCCUCAAAUGAUUACGACGAGAGCCGAUAUAUUAUUAUUACAAAUUGUACAUACAAUCGCACCUUUUUUUGCCAAAAAGCAGUUACGAGGAUCGCUGGAACAUCGGCCGGAGAAGGAAUGACAUUUUCAUCCUCCCACCCACAUUUUCCCUUUUCUUUCACUUCCUUCUCUUCCUUCCCAUUGUAUUCCGUUGAAAUCGUUUGCGCGCGUUUCGAUUACAGUUCCUAUGCACUAUAUUAACGAUAAAACAAAGGCGAGGAUCGUUAACCCGUCGUCAAUUUAUGAUAAAAACUGUAAUUCCAACCAAUCUGAUAAGUUUGGUUCUCCUUUCUCCGGCUGUUCGGAGAUGUAAGUAUUUAGAUUCUAAGGGACAUAUCCGCAGCGCGUGUAGUGUACUUGUAUAUGAAUACCGAUAAAUAAAUAUUUUCAAUGUUUUU